This is a messenger RNA of Sinocyclocheilus rhinocerous, 2330 nucleotides long. Its product is annotated as cGMP-dependent protein kinase 2-like. Gene Ontology annotation, molecular function: cGMP-dependent protein kinase activity; ATP binding. Bases 7 to 2316 code for a protein of 769 amino acids. Lineage: Eukaryota; Metazoa; Chordata; Actinopteri; Cypriniformes; Cyprinidae. The record is from RefSeq and is a predicted model, not a curated record. Gene Ontology annotation, biological process: protein phosphorylation. The transcript is spliced from 18 exons.
GCCAAAAUGGGAAAUGGGUCGAUGAAGCUGAACCCUCUUAAGCAGGUCAGUGGCUCUGGCAAAUCCAAAAACAAUGGAGAAUCAAGCUCAGUUUCUCAAGUUCUCAGAGUCAGAGUGGAAGAAUUAGAGAAUCAGCUGAAGAAGAAGGAUGAAGACCUGAAUGCCAAGGAGAUUCAGAUCAAACAUCUAGAGGAGCAGCUGGCCCAGCAGAGACAGACCAUCUCAGAGAUCUCUGACACUUUAAGAAACAAGUGUCUCCACCUCAACAAGCUCCAGGAUGCACUGAAGAAUCAAGGCGAGUUAGGUCUCCUGCCAUCACCUAUCAAGGAAAAGGUCAGUCAGUGUCGCACUGGCCUGCUCAGAGAUACCCUCAAUAGGAGGAAAGGAGCAAAAGCUGGAGUUUCUGCAGAACCUUCAUCCAGAAUGUAUGAUUCCAGUGGUGUACCAAAGUUCUACUUUGAGAGUGCACGAGUCUGGAAAGAGCAAAGUGUAAAGAAGCUCCUCACAGAUGCUUUGAAUAAGAACCAGUAUCUGAGAAGACUGGAAGUGCAACAAGUCAAAGACAUGGUGGAAUGCAUGUAUGAGAGAACGUACCAGCAGGGAGAAUACGUCAUUAAACAAGGAGAGCCAGGAAACCACCUGUUUGUGCUUGCAGAUGGCAAGCUAGAUGUCUAUCAGCACAACAAACUGCUCACAUCAAUAGCAGUGUGGAUCACAUUUGGUGAAUUAGCCAUCUUGUACAAUUGCACCAGGACUGCCUCGGUUAAAGCUGCCAGCAAUGUGAAGACAUGGGCCCUCGAUCGAGAAGUCUUUCACAACAUCAUGCGGAUGACUGCCGAGGCUCGACAAGAGCAAUACCGCAACUUCCUGAGGAGUGUUUCACUUCUUGCCAGUCUGCCUGGGGACAAACUAACUAAGAUUGUGGACUGCUUAGAGGUGGAAUAUUAUAAUAAAGGAGACUACAUCAUCCGGGACGGAGAAGAAGGAAACACAUUUUACAUAAUUGCCAACGGAAAGAUUAAAGUCACACAGAGCACACAGGAUCAUGAAGAGCCUCAGAUCAUCAACACCUUGGGGAAAGGGGAUUAUUUCGGAGAGAAGGCCCUCAUCAGCGAUGAUGUCAGGUCUGCGAAUAUAAUCGCAGAUGAGGAUGGCGUGGAAUGCCUCGUCAUUGAUCGAGAAACCUUCAGUCAGACUGUUGGAACUUUUGAUGAGCUUAAAAAGUACCUGCAGAGCUAUGUCGAAAAUUUAGCACGGGACGAUAAGAAAAGAAAUGCUAAGAGGUCAGGAAGCCGCACUCCUCCCACCACACCUGUGUCACAUGAUAUGAUUGAGCUGAAAGAGAGAGAGAGCAACUUUGCAUCCACCAUACCCUUCAGCUGCCUCGAGGUUAUUGCCACGCUGGGAGUUGGAGGCUUUGGCAGAGUUGAAUUGGUGAAGGCGAAGAAUGAGAAUGAGACGUUUGCUCUGAAAUGCAUCAAGAAACGGCACAUUGUGGAUAACAGACAGGAAGAGCACAUUUACUCCGAGAGGAGGAUCUUGCUUGAGACAAACUCUCCUUUCAUUGUCAAAAUGUACCGCACUUUUAAAGACAACAAGUAUGUGUACAUGCUGUUGGAGGCGUGUUUGGGUGGCGAGAUCUGGAGUCUUCUUAGAGACAGGGGGAGUUUUGAUGAGUACACUGCCAAGUUCUGUGUGGGCUGCGUGACAGAGGCCUUCGACUACCUCCACAACAACGGUAUCAUAUACAGAGACCUGAAGCCUGAGAAUCUCAUGCUGGACACAGAUGGAUAUGUCAAGUUGGUGGAUUUUGGCUUUGCUAAGAAGCUCAAGUGUGGCCAGAAGACCUGGACGUUCUGUGGGACUCCAGAGUAUGUUGCGCCUGAAAUCAUUCUCAAUAAAGGUCAUGGUCUCAGUGUGGACUUCUGGUCUCUUGGAAUCCUGAUUUUUGAACUUCUUACAGGAAGCCCCCCCUUUACUGGCUCAGAUCAGAUGAUUAUAUACACAUUCAUUCUGAAAGGAAUUGAGAAGAUGGACUUCCCUAAAAAGAUCACCAAGAGGCCAGGUGACCUUAUUCGAAAGCUGUGCAGACAAAACCCUUCAGAGCGACUGGGAAAUUUGAAGAAUGGAAUAACUGAUAUUAAAAAACACAGAUGGUUUACAGGAUUUAGCUGGAGUGGUAUGAAAUCCAGAAGUCUGAUAUCACCACUUAAAAGAGAGGUGAAGGGACCCACUGACCACAGUUACUUUGACAGUUAUCCUCCUGAAGAAGAAAUCCCUCCAGAUGAAAUGUCGGGUUGGGACACAGACUUCUAACUGACACCCCCCCC